AUGGCCAAAGACAGCAACGCCAGCAAAGGGUUGAACUCCGAAUACCCCCGGGAGAAGCUGCCCAAGGACCUUCAGAAGAUUGUUGACCGGCAGGAUGAUUGGAUGGACAAUCUCUAUGAGGGACAAGGUCCCGACUCGGUGGAGACCAACUACAGAUAUGCCGCCUAUGCACAGCGCCUAAGGACGAUCAUGCUCUCCGCGCAUCGAUACGUCGCAUACACCUCUGACAUUGGCGAGUCAUUUCGACCUAUAGCUCACCCAUAUAUGGUGCGAGGCGCCUACGCCGUCUCGUGGGCUUACCUGGUCGGUGAUGUGAGCCAUGAGGGAUGGAAGGCAUACCAGCGCAACCAGAGACUGCUAAAUCCGCACAACAACGAGCAUUAUGAUGCUACGACUAAGCAAGAGAUGCCUGGUGUGAAAGCACUGCCCACACAACAGCCUAUGCAUAUUCCGGCCAUCGAGGAUUAUCGAUCAAUCAUGGCUCAACGAGCCAUCUUCCAAGGCGUGGCUAGUAUGGGGCUGCCAGCUUUUACCAUUCACAGUGUGGUACGAUAUUCAGGGAGAGCUCUCAAGAACGCUGCCAAUACAACGCUCCGUACAUGGGGGCCUAUCGGUCUCGGCCUGGCGGUUGUGCCUGCCUUGCCGUAUAUGUUCGACGAGCCUGUUGAGAAAGCUGUCGAAUGGGGGUUCUACCAUGGAUUCAAAGCCAUAGGAGGGGAGAAGGCCGUCGGGAACCGUCCUGUGACCGGCAGAUCGCACGAACUUGUGAAGGAAACCCGUGUCGCCGAGGCCGUGAAAGAGAAGAAGUCGUGA
Messenger RNA from Cyphellophora europaea CBS 101466, 813 nucleotides. RefSeq lists its product as uncharacterized. Bases 1 to 813 code for a protein of 270 amino acids. Gene Ontology annotation, biological process: mitochondrial fission. The record is from RefSeq and is a predicted model, not a curated record. The transcript has 2 exons. Gene Ontology annotation, cellular component: mitochondrion. NCBI's taxonomy places the organism in Eukaryota, Fungi, Ascomycota, Eurotiomycetes, Chaetothyriales, Cyphellophoraceae.